AUGGACGGAAAAACCCGAUCAGACAGACCCGCACAAGCUCAGCUGGAGCGCUUCCCACCAGAAGUUGCCGAGAUCAACUCCAAGUACCACAUGAAUGCCUCAACCGCCAUGGAAACUCGCCAGAUCUCAGGCCUUGCCGUCUCGUUUGGCCCAGGCAUGGAGGUCGCUGGACUUACCCCUGCAAAGAUGACCAAUUUCCCUUCGUAUCAAGUGGAAUGCAAAACGGUCCACCUGUACUGGGACAGGCAGUGGUCCAACCACACCAUCAUGAGCUGGGAUGCGUCAAGUCUUUUGACGAUCCAUAGUCUGUUUCUCUGUGGAGGAAUCAAGAUCCGUGGCAAGCAGGUCAACACCCACUACUCUUAUCUCGGUCCCGGCUCCGGAACACUGGAGCUCUCGGAACUCCAUCCAAGCGUAACGGAGGAGGAAAUAAAAGGCCAGAUUCCUCACAAGCUUCUGCUUGGUGCCAAAUGGUCCACAAUCACCCCGAAAUGCAGGGACAUCAGUGUUCUGAAUACAUUACUCACGACAUUCAACCAGUUUGGCCAUAUCAAAGACCGCAAUGUGGAGACCUUGCCAACCAUGAUGCGGUUAACGGCCUUGUUUGAAAACGAGGAGGACGCCAGGAGAGCCGUGGAGGUCCUCGAUCAGUCACCACUGCCAGCCAACCCCCAGCAGAAGCUGACAGCCAGGCUGGGGUACGAAAUCGAGAUCAAGGGUCCGGAAGAAUGGAUCCGGAAGGUUCCUGGGCAUCUUCUGAGCAGUGUCUCCGUUUUGAGAAACAUCCACUACAUAAAGUAUGUCUUGUCACUCUACGGCGAACUACAAUUCUGCAUGAGCGGAGAAAAUCGUGAAGUGCUCGUCGAGGCAAUUGAGUGGAUACGCGAGCUCCGCCUCUCCGGUCAAAUCCACGGGAGAAGGCCAAGAUCCCAGGACUCUACGACAACAGACCAGUGCUGUGCUGUAUGUUAUGAUACGGCAGUGUCUCCCGUCAUCACCCAGUGUAAGCACGUCUAUUGUAGUGAAUGCUUCGACAACAUGUGCUCCAGCACCUUCUCAAUCGGAAGCUCAAAAGACCGGGUAGUCUGUCAGGCACCUAAAGGAUCGAACACCUCGACAGCACUUGACAGCUCCAUCUGUGGCUGCACCCUCGGUCUCCCGGAACUCCGCGAACUGCUUGAAUCAAGUACCUACGAACGCCUUUUGACUGCCUCCUUCAAGUCCUACGUCCACCGCCAUCCGGGCAAGAUGCAAAAUUGUCCAACUACCGAUUGCGACUACAUUUACUUCAUCCCGGAGCCCUACAAUCAAUCUAACCAGCACAACGACAAUCCCGCCACAGCACCGCACAUUACCUGCCCCCAUUGUCUUGCCACCAUUUGCAUACGCUGUCAGGAAGGCCAUGUAGCAAGAGGCAUGACUUGCCUCGAGUUUCAAGAUCACCUAGCGGAGGGGACACACUCGAUGGCCCGCAUCAAGGAAGAACAGGGCAUCAAGAACUGCCCAACUUGCACGACGUACCUUGUCAAAGAGGAAGGGUGCAACCACGUCACUUGUGCUGUGUGCGAUACCCACAUGUGCUGGAACUGCUUGGAGGUGUUCACAGGUGAUGAUGCCGUGGAUCGCGUGUAUAGUCAUUUGAAUGCGGAACAUGGCGGGAUCGAUGACUAUCCUCCCGAUGAUGACUUUGAUAUCCGUGCAUAUUGGGACGAGAAUGAUGACGAAGACCACGAUAAUGAUGACUGGUGGGAACGGGAUCAAGACCUACAGGCCAUACGCGCAAUGGAACUUGAAAUCGAGUUUCAACAACAAGAACUUGCAGAAUUGCGUGAGUUUGCGGAGAGAAACGGUGAGAGGAUAGACGCGAUCAUAGCGAGGGACAACGGAGGAAACGCCGCCAACCGGGGCAUUGAGAUUGAAGACGAAGAAGCAGGUCUUCGAAAUCAGGAACCUCCAGAAGCACAGCACCAAGGGGUGUGGUUAGAGGGGGUGGCUUUGCACGAAGAUGGGCAAAUGAACGAGCCAGUACAAUCUGAUGACUGGGGGGCCGAGGAAGGGAUUGAUAUCCGAAUACUUUUGAGGUGGAAACACGAAUUUGGAUUUCCGGUGUCUGGUUUAGACGUCUGUGUGGCGAUCAUUUUAUGCCUCGCUGCGGACUUUAUCUAUGAUCAUGUUCCGCCUGUUGUUAGGCGUGUUGUUGGCUGGUUUCUCGACAGGUCAUGGGCCUUGUGUAUCCUUUUAUUUUGGAUUUUUAGCGUGGUGUGGCGGUUGAUGGAAGUUGAUGGUCCACCAGAAGGGAGGAUAGGAUGA
Sordaria macrospora k-hell is the source of this 2310-nucleotide messenger RNA. RefSeq lists its product as uncharacterized. Gene Ontology annotation, molecular function: ubiquitin-protein transferase activity; zinc ion binding; ubiquitin binding. Gene Ontology annotation, biological process: protein linear polyubiquitination; proteasome-mediated ubiquitin-dependent protein catabolic process. NCBI's taxonomy places the organism in Eukaryota, Fungi, Ascomycota, Sordariomycetes, Sordariales, Sordariaceae. Gene Ontology annotation, cellular component: ubiquitin ligase complex. The record is from RefSeq and is a predicted model, not a curated record.